This is a messenger RNA of Juglans regia (Persian walnut), 855 nucleotides long. RefSeq names its product palmitoyl-acyl carrier protein thioesterase, chloroplastic-like. Lineage: Eukaryota; Viridiplantae; Streptophyta; Magnoliopsida; Fagales; Juglandaceae. Gene Ontology annotation, biological process: fatty acid biosynthetic process. Gene Ontology annotation, molecular function: fatty acyl-[ACP] hydrolase activity; acyl carrier activity. The record is from RefSeq and is a predicted model, not a curated record. The transcript has 3 exons. The coding region runs from base 300 to 563 and encodes 87 amino acids.
AAAAAUAGGACUAAUAAAAAGAACAGAGAUCAUUUUCUUUUGCCCUCCCUUACCCAUCCACAAAAAUCCAGUUAAGCUUUUUCCUGCUUCUCAUAUCUGUGUGCUCAUUUCGUUUUAUCCAAAUGGGGAUUUUGAUGAUUCGCCUCUCUGAUGAGAAUCUCGUUUUCUCCUUUCGAAUGGGACAGCCUCGGUGCCGAAACUGCGAUGACGUAGACAACUUGCGGCCUAAUAAUCGUCGCAAGGCAAAGGCUUAGGUAGGGAAGGAUAGUAGCGGCCAUGAAGGGAAAUGAGGGUCACCGAUGACGCUGCAGUCCGUAGAAGGCCAGGACGUUGAAGAUUUGGAUACCUAUAGUGGUUUGUUCGAUGAAGUGCAGACAAAAAUUCUGGAAAUUAAAGAGCACCUCGAAGAUACUGACCAGGAAACUGCCAUUGAUCAUGUUAAGAGUGCUGGACUUCUUGGUGAUGGCUUUGGUUCAACGCCAGAGAUGUGCAAAAAGAACCUGAUAUGGGUGGUUACACGAAUGCAGGUGGUGAUUGAUCGCUAUCCUACUUGUGGAGCUUAAGGGUGAAAACUGACCCCUUCGGCGUGGUUUUUGGGCAAAACCGACACCAACCGACCCUUAUAUUUCGGGAGAGAAAACCAGCCGAAACCGAUUGAUAGGGAGGAGAAAUGCCGACGCCGGCCGAUGCUUUAUUUCUAUGGUGGUUCACGGUCGGUUCUUAGACCGAGCUUUGUUUGAGAGAGUAGAGACUAGAGAGAGAGAGAGAGAGAGAGAGAGAGAGAGAGGAUGAGAACUGAGACGCGAGGAAGAAGACAUAUUGAUAUCGAAACGACGCCGUUUGGUUUAAACCAAA